AUGAAUGAUGCUCUCCGACCCUUCAUCGAUGAUUUUGUCAUUGUCUACCUCAAUGACAUCCUCAUUUUCAGCCGCUCUUGGGAAGAACACCUUAGACAUGUGCGACAAGUCUUCCAAACAUUGGAAGAAAACCAACUGCAGCUAAACCAAAAGAAAUGCGAAUUUGGGCAAUCAUCCUUGAUAUAUCUCGGGUUCAUUGUGGGCAAUGGCGAAUUAUGGGUGGAUCCCGCAAAGGCCAAUCCGCCAUUUAUUUGGAACAAAGAACAUGAAGACACGUUCUUCCUCCUCAAGAGGAAGAUCAACAAGGUACCGGUUCAGUCGAUUCUCCAUGAAGAAUAUAGCAACUGGUAUGACAAUGACCCAGAUUUUCAAUCUCAUUUAGCAGAUGUGAGGAAUGGCAGGCCUACCGAAUUUGCUCUUCGCAACGGGCUACUAUAUAAAGGGACACUUCUCUGCAUUCCACGAGCAGCAGAAAGGGUGCGGUACAUUCGCGAAGCUCACACCUCGAAGAUUGCGGGACAUUUUGGAUACUUCAAAACCAGCAAAUCGAAAGAUUGGGCUUUACACUCCGUUGCCAGUAUCGUCCAGACCUUAGGAGAGCAUUUCAAUAGAUUUCCUAGGUGGAUUGCCGAGUACCCGGAAGGGACAUGUUACUUGUUUGUGGUUGUUGACAGGUUUUCAAAGAUGGUGGAGCUUAUGCCGUGUAAGAAGACGAUUACAGGAGAAGAAGCAGCAUGA
Magnolia sinica is the source of this 738-nucleotide messenger RNA. RefSeq lists its product as uncharacterized. The coding region runs from base 1 to 738 and encodes 245 amino acids. Lineage: Eukaryota; Viridiplantae; Streptophyta; Magnoliopsida; Magnoliales; Magnoliaceae. The record is from RefSeq and is a predicted model, not a curated record. The transcript is spliced from 4 exons.